AUGCCCGCGUGGAGGAAAUGGCUAAUUGUCUUUGUUACUUCAUUUGGAAGUUUCUGCGUCACUUGCGCAAGCUCCAUUUACACGUCCACUUACACUCAAAUGGAUGCUGAAUUUGGAAAUUCCAGGAUCGUUGCGACACUUGGUCUUUCGCUCUUCGUUCUGGGAAUCGCACUAGGCCCUUUGUGGAGCCCGUUGAGUGAAUUCUAUGGCCGUAGACCGAUUUACCUGGUUGCCUUCUUCGUUUUCAUGAUAUGGAUCAUUCCAUCUGGUGUGGGAAAGAACAUUGAGACUGUUAUAAUUUCACGGUUCUUCCAGGGCCUCUCUGGUUCCGCCUUUUUAUCAGUUGCCGGUGGAACCGUUGGCGAUUUGUUCUCGAGAGAGAACAUGCUUGCUCCGAUGACCGUUUUCACCAUUGCUCCUUUCGUUGGACCAUCGAUUGGACCUCUCAUCGGAGGUCUAAUCAACACAUACACGGACUGGCGGUGGACACACUACGUCCUAAUCAUCUGGAGUUUCUUCCUGUGGCUCGCCCUAUUCUUUUGCGUUCCUGAGACAUACCAUCCGGUGGUUCUCAGAAACAAAGCCCGACGGAAGCGCAAGGAGACGGGAGAUGAACGAUGGAAGGCGCCAAUUGAGAAGUCGAAUAGAUCUAUGCUGAAGACCGUGGGCUAUUCGCUACUUCGACCAUUCCAGAUCCUCAUCUUUGAGCCGAUGGCUCUCAAUCUGGACAUAUAUUCGGCGAUUCUCCUAGGUAUCCUUUACCUUUUCUUCGGAGCCUUCCCGCUGGUCUUCAAGACUAAUCAUGACUUCAACCUUUGGGAGGUUGGUCUGGCAUUCAUUGGCAUGUUUGUCGGCAUGGUCAUAGCCGCUUUCACAAGCCCUGUGUGGUACAAUAUCCGUGAAAAGCUGAUUGAGAAGAAUGGCAAGAGCGAGCCUGAGUUCCGUCUGCCCUCGGUCAUUGCAGGAUCAAUCCUCGUACCCAUAGGCAUGUUCUGGUUUGGAUGGACCACCUAUCGCUCGAUACAUUGGAUUGUGCCUAUUAUCGGAUCAGCUGUCUUCGGAGCAGGGACGCUGCUUGUGUUCAACGGAGUAUUCACGUUUCUUGUCGAUGCCUACCCUCUCUAUGCUGCUAGCGCUCUGGCCGCCAAUGCGUUCGUGCGAUGCACAUUUGCAGGUGAGCACUGUCUCGGCUGGAGCAACGUCCUUGCCGUCCAGCUGGGUCGUUUUACCUGA
Molecule: messenger RNA, 1233 nt
Organism: Phaeoacremonium minimum UCRPA7
Lineage: Eukaryota; Fungi; Ascomycota; Sordariomycetes; Togniniales; Togniniaceae
Product: putative fluconazole resistance protein 1 protein
Exons: 5
Coding region: 1-1233 (410 amino acids)
Biological process (GO): transmembrane transport
Molecular function (GO): transmembrane transporter activity
Source: RefSeq, a predicted model, not a curated record